AUGUUCCCAACCACCUCGAUGACCUGCCAAAGCUGCUCCCCGCGAUUAAUCGUGCGGACCACCCUAGUCACCUCCCAUAUCUCCUCCGCGCUGAGGCUUUUUAAGAUCCUGGUUUUCGAUUCCACCGGUAUCGCCUCAAAGACCUCCGCCGCCAGCUCCGCUGCCGACUUGCUCCCCAGCAGGCGCUCCGGCUGCACCAACGACUUAGGGUUGCGGGUGUCGUCCACCCAUUUCAUGAGUCUCGGGCUAUGGGGAAUGCUAUCACCACAGCCGCAAUCGCCUUCCAGCGCUCACUCCCGCCUCACGCUUUCAGCAAGGCUUCGUGCGCGAAGAAUGAGGCGUAGCCGAGGGACACAAAAGCAUGGCAGAGCCGGCGAAUCUCCUCCCAUAUCGUGGCCGGGGGCGGUUCGCCGCCAAGCCCGACAUCCUCUCGAAGUCAUGGAGCAACACCUCAGCCAUGUCCAUCUGAGCCUGCCUCUUCAGCAAAAGAGUAGUAACGUCCGCAUACCCCAGUCGAACGCCUUCCGGAAGUCAACCAUGAGGAGAAGCCAAUCCUCCUGCCCCGAGUUCGCCGCGUCAAUCGCAUCCGCCGCAAUCGCAACCGCGCUUGCCAGGCUCCUUCCAGACGCCAUUUCUGCCAGCGCGCGCUUGACCUCCGCUUCCUCCCAAGAUGCGCUCAACAUUGCCGCAUCCUCCGGAGAGAAGCAUCUAUCCAUCCUAAAGUCCGGCGGCAAGACCCUCGGCUCGGUCCGCAAUGCGAAAAGCUCGGCCCUCGUCUUCGCCUUCCUCGCCUUGAUCUUUCCUGACAGGAAACCGCCCGACCUUCAGGGAGUUCGUCAGGGCUUCCAGAUCUCCGCCUCUUUCCUCGUGCCUCCGCACUAUCAGCGAAACCCGCUUCUGCACUCCAGAGCGCGACACUUGCGAGGCCGGGAGUCUCCACAAACCCGGUCCCGCCUCUCCAUCUCCACUCGCACUGAGCUUCAUGUGAACCGCGGACCAAUGGUCCGUGAACCUCUUGACAAGACCCACAUGCCGGACCUCAUGGAUCGAGUGCAGGAGCGACUGCGACACCAGUAUGCGGUCAAUUCGUGUACUCUCCUGCACUGUCGCUGCAAAAAGGGUAUAUUCCCUCAGGUCUCCCGCCAGCACCAGAUUGCUUCCGCUCGGGAUCGCCGCGACAAACGGCUGAAGCACAUCCCUGAAGAACGCCCCCCUCGCCAGCUAUCUUUGACCAGGCUCUGCUUUGCUUUGCUCGCACGAGUUGCCACUCCCGCUGCUCCCACCGCAGAUGCAUGGCGGAAGGAGCCGAUGUGCGUGCUCACCUGCUCGAAAGUCUCCCCAUGA
This is a messenger RNA of Closterium sp. Yama58-4, 1344 nucleotides long. The record is from the annotation of a GenBank genome assembly. Lineage: Eukaryota; Viridiplantae; Streptophyta; Zygnematophyceae; Desmidiales; Closteriaceae.